GACGAACCGAGUCAAAGCCAACUUACCUCCCCAGACCAGGCCUGCGGCAACAUCACCCUCCGCUAGACGAGUGACGUCGCUGCCCAACUCAAUGACCUCUCCAACGAAGGCGCAACCAAGAACGGCCCCUUCACCAAAGACGUUGCUGUCGAAUGCUUGCACUAGAAAGAAUGAGCCUGGCUAUGAGCUGCAGACCUGAUGCAGAGCAUACCAUCGGUCGGGUUUUGGGCGACAUGUGACAGUUUGACCAGGACCUGAUUUGCUGUUGGAGAAGGCCUGGGGAUGUCUUCUUUUGAUAGCUUUGGUGGCUGCCCCACGGCCACACGUACAACGAGCGCUGUGUUGGUCGCCAUGGUCUGCUCGAUGGGAAUGAGUUGCUCCAUGAUCGCUAUCCAGAUGAAUCUAUGCAGUAAUCGUCAGAGGGGUGAGACGGAGAUUUAUGCGUUUGUCGUUAAAGAUGACGCAAAACAAGGCCACUGAAGAAUGGCAAGUGGAAGCGCCGACGGGGGGCCCGCCAAGUGGUUCCAGACUCUCGGCGCUUCCACUUGCCCAACGACCUCGCCGUCCCCCGCAUCUGGCUUUUCUCAAUCAUCCCUACUGUGCCUGCUCAGGCAUGCUUUGGCGGCGAUUCGCAAGUUGUGGGCUCUCAUGGUCAUCUUACCGCAAGGAGCAAUACCGCAUCAUGCCACUGUCUCCAGAGGGCGGUAUCGAUACGACAGUGAGCAAGGGCGAUGAUGUUACCCUGCCAGGGACAAGUAAGAAAAGAACUAGAACUGGCUGCUUGCCGUGCCGGCGCCGGCGACGGAAGUGCGAUGGAGCCCGCCCAGGAUGUCGAAAUUGUGAAUCGUGGGGGUUUUCCGGUCGAUUGUGGAUGAGACAGAAGACAUUAUCCGUAGCUACCAUAUUUCUGAUGAUGUGCGUCCUUGCCCCUGGAUCAACCGUGAACUCUAGAACCGACAAAACAGGGCGUACUCGUGGGGAAUGGCGCCACGCCAUGCAACUCCAAUAGUCUUGGGACCGAAAGUGACUCGAAUUCGUCUGAUGUGUAUUGUAUCUCUGCACCGGAUCUCAAUGGCAGGUGGAGGCUAGGAAGUCGGAUCAGCAUUGGAGAUCUGUUAUCG
This is a messenger RNA of Aspergillus sclerotioniger CBS 115572, 1121 nucleotides long. RefSeq names its product Zn(II)2Cys6 transcription factor domain-containing protein. Bases 440 to 1009 code for a protein of 189 amino acids. The transcript has 4 exons. The record is from RefSeq and is a predicted model, not a curated record. Gene Ontology annotation, biological process: regulation of DNA-templated transcription. NCBI's taxonomy places the organism in Eukaryota, Fungi, Ascomycota, Eurotiomycetes, Eurotiales, Aspergillaceae. Gene Ontology annotation, molecular function: zinc ion binding; DNA-binding transcription factor activity, RNA polymerase II-specific.